AAAGGAGAAAAAGCACACAACAGAAAAGGGGAGGACAUCGGUGUAAUUGUGUGAAUUUUGGUUGAAUUACAUUGAAGAAAAUAGUUGCAGAGAGGAAGAAACCAAGAUGAUAACGCCCUACUUCCUACAGAAUUUCUGGGGCGAAAAAAACAAUGGAUUUGAUGUUCUCUACCACAACAUGAAGCAUGGUCAAAUCUCCUCCAAGGAACUUACGGAGUUCAUCAGAGAAAGGGCUACCAUAGAAGAGGUCUAUGCCAGGUCAAUGACCAAACUUGCCAAGUCAGCUGGCAACUUCUCUCAGCUCGGGACGUUUGCCCCGGUGUGGGAUGUGUUUAAGACGUCCACAGAGAAGCUGGCUAGCUGCCACCUGGAGCUGGUGAGGAAGCUACAGGAGCUUAUCAAAGACGUGCAGAAGUACGUGGAUGACCAGGCCAAGGCCCACAAAAAGACCAAGGAGGAGGUUGCGUCCACACUGGAGUCAGUCCAGACCAUCCAGACCACCGGUGUAGCCUUACAGAAGUCCAAGGAGAACUACAACUCCAAAACUGUGGAGCAGGAGAGACUCCGCAAGGAGGGAGCAACACAGAGAGAUGUGGACAAGGCUGGAGUGAAGGCCAAGAAAGCCACGGAAACCUACAAGGGCUUUGUGGAAAAAUACGCCACAGCCAAGUCCGAGUUUGAACAGAAGAUGGCUGAAACUGCACAGAAGUUUCAGGACAUCGAGGAGAGCCACAUCGUCCACAUGAAGGAUAUCAUUCAGUCAUACACACAGUCUGUUGACGAGACGCACGUUCAGAUCGGAGAGGUCCGUAUAGAGUUUGAGAGGAACAUGGAGAACACCUCUGUGGAGGGCUUGAUACAGAAACUGGCUGACAGUAAAGGAACGGGCAAAGAGAGACCAGAUCCUAUUGACUUUGAAGAAUGCAACACUGCCAUCGCCACUGAAGGAGCCAAACCCAGAAAGAGGAAAACAUUUGCGAUCCCAGGCCGCCGGAAAGACAACAAGGACACAGACUCGACGGAGUCGACAGAAGUUGAACCUGCUAACAAUACCAAUGGAGUUCCUCCUGGAUACUAUGGCACCAUAGACUUCCAAAACGCUAAUGUCCCCACGGUUGAUGAAGAUGGCUUCUGCAUCAGACCAGAAGACCGCAACCAAAAUGAUGCCAAAGAGAACUCGUUCUAUUCGUCGAGUGACUCGGAGGAUGAGGAUGAACCCAGGAAGUUCCGCGUGGAAAUCAAGCCGGUGGCGCCCAACAACAGGACGCAACAAAGCCGAGCCACCAUCGACCAACUCAAGGCCUCCAUUGGAAACAUCAGCCUAUCGCCACCAACCUCGGGUCAGAUGCGAAGGAACCAAUCCAGGCUGUCAGGAAUGCAUCCCCACUCAGCGAUAGGCUCUCAGGUGCUAGGUGAUGAGUUGGGAAAGGCCAGGAUGUCAACAUAUUUCAAUGACAGUAGACCUGCUCUCAAUAAUGACCUUCUCUCACUGGAUCCGUUUGGCCCCGCCCCCACCCUAAGAGGCUCCUCCUCCUCAGUGUCCUCAUCAACAGUGCCUGCCCUGGCCAGACCCACUACCCCUCAAACUGGGGGCAUGGUGGCUCCUCCACGACCCUCUUCCAGACCCAAACUACCCACAGGAAAACUCACAGGAAUCAAUGAAAUUGUGCGGCCAUUCAGCCCGACCAAGACUUUGUCCAAUGCCAGUCCUCCUCCGGCUGCUCCCCUGGCCCGGGCAGAGAGCUCCUCCUCCCUGUCCUCCACCGCCUCUCUCAGUGCCUCCAACACACCCACAGUGGGGACGUCUCGCGGUCCCAGCCCAGUGACCCUGGCGUCCCAGGAUGCCUUGCCCAUUGCUGUGGCCUUCACAGAGUCUGUUAAUGCCUACUUCAAAGGAGCUGAUCCCGCUAAGUGCAUAGUGAAGAUCACAGGUGACAUGACCCUGUCCUUCCCCAUGGGUAUCAUCAAGGUGUUCACCAGUAACCCCCACCCUGCUAUGCUCACCUUCAAACUGAAGAACACCUCCAAGCUGGAGCAGAUCCUCCCCAACCAGACACUACUGUUCAGUGAUCCCUCGCAAAGUGAUGCUCAUACCAAGGACUUUUGGUUCAACAUGCAAGCUCUCACAUCGUACCUCAGGAAAGCCUCAGAGCAGAACCCUGCUGCAUCCUACUACAACGUUGACAUCCUCAAAUACCAGGUGUCCUCUAAAGGAAUCGCAUCGACCCCUCUGAACCUGGCAGUGUACUGGAAGUGUGACCCAGCCACCACUGACCUGAGGCUGGACUACCACUACAACCCAGAGUCCAUGCUCUGUCCCGGCCCUCUCUCCAACGUACAGGUCCUAGUGCCUGUAGAUGGAGGGGUCACCAACAUGCAGUCCCUGCCUAAUGCUAUCUGGAACUCAGAGCUGAAUAAGUCUCUCUGGAAGCUGAACGAUAUCUCUGAGAAGUCUGAAAAUGAAGGCUCGGGGUCUCUGAGGGCUAAGUUUGACCUCUCCGACGGCCCGUCCACCCCAACCACCCUGGCUGUGCAGUUUAUGAGUGAGGGGAGCACGCUGUCUGGGGUGGACAUAGAGCUGUUGGGAACCGGGUACAGACUGUCCCUCAACAAGAAGAGGUUUGCCACAGGUCGUUACAUGGCAGACUGUUGAGUAUGCACACCGUCCUGGACCCCCAAGCACAACCACUUUAUUGAACAUUUAUUUUCAAUAUUUUAGUCCAUUUUGUCCUAUUUAUUAAAGGGGCGGGGGAGAAGGGAGAGGUGCAGCAAAUACAACAGGUUUUUUGUGACGCAUCCAAACACUUUGCAUUAUGUCCCAAUGUACCUUGUCUGUCUCGAGCAGAGAGCUUCUCAGUACAGUAAAGCAGCGCUGAGUAUUGAACACUGUUUAAAAAAAGAAUAAUAAAUUAAAUAAAAAAUUAAGUUGGGCUGUCAGGAAAUGGAAAUGUAUAAUUGUUGAAGUGUAAUGCUUUCUGAUCAAUUCAGACUUUUAUAAAGUCAGAACCGUAAUGUUUCGUUAUGUAACAAUGUAUGGAUUAUAUAUAAAUACAUAUUAUAUACAAAAAAAAUGUAAAAAUGAAAACAAUCUGCACUAACAAUCUAAAAAUAUAUUUGUUCUCUCCUUGUAAAUUGUAAAUGUAUUGUGUAUGUAUUCCACUGAAGCUCUUGUAGUAACAAAGAUUCUGGGUAAAACAGUGAGAAAAGAGAAGAAAGAGGAGAGGAAAUGCCACACUAUCCUCCCUCAUCCCCCUCUCCUUCUCUUCUCCAUUGCAAGUACGAUCACUGAGUAUUUUACUUUGUGAGACUCAAGUCAUGGUUUUUGCUGAUUUACCUUUAUUUCCUGGGUUCUUUUUAUUCUGAUCAUGUGCAAUGAAGAAAUGAAGGUAUAAGCUGUAUUUUUUUAAACUAAACAGAUUCUCUCAAAUGUUAUUAUGGCACAACAUUAAUCGGUUGUACUGUCGCUUCUGACAACUGGUAAUAACACAAGGUCAGCUCUCUUUCAAAAGCAAAAAAACUCAACUUAACUGACCUCAGUGCCUCUUUCUUUCUGUGGAUAAAUUAAUUGAAAAACGUAGCUAUCUUUUCUCUAUGCCCUUUUGUAUGUUAAAAAAGCACCGCUAACAAAAAGAGAAAGCACCGCUAACAAAAAGAGAAAGCACCGCUAACAAAAAGAGAAAGCACCGCUAACAAAAAGAGAAAGCACCGCUAACAAAAAGAGAAAGCACCGCUAACAAAAAGAGAAAGCACCGCUAACAAAAAGAGAAAGCACCGCUAACAAAAAGAGAAAGCACCGCUAACAAAAAGAGAAAGCACCGCUAACAAAAAGAGAAAGCACCGCUAACAAAAAGAGAAAGCACCGCUAACAAAAAGAGAAAGCACCGCUAACAAAAAGAGAAACCACCAACCUUGUGCAAGUUGUUGUUUUAUAAUCUUGUUUUUGGAUGUUGAAGGGAAAAUGCUUCCAGUUUCUACACCAGUCAAUCCAAAAGGCAUCUGUCUUCCAGAAACUGCUGAUCCAGUGGACUCACUGUCUCAGUUCUGUGUCUUUGCUGUGAUGUUGUCUUUUCUACUGGGGUAUUUUUUUCUAUAUUUGAUCCGAUAGAGAUCUUUGUUCCCAAACCGCCUUCGGUCUAUUUGAGAGCACUGGACAGCCUGCUAGCCGAGCAUCUUUAUCACAAUCUAGCCAAAUCAAUUCUAGAAAUGCCUUAAGAAAAUAUACCUUGUCAUCUUUUGAUAAUGGUAAUAAGAUGCUAUCCAGUUGUGAUAGGCUACAUUUCUGCCGUGUUUGCCUGUGAGGAGAGAGAUGGAUGACAGUUCUUGGUGCUGACUCGAUAUCAUACUGAGUGGUUCAUUCUUGCCUUAUAUACCAAUGGAGGACCAGUAUCUAGAAGGGCAACAUCUACUAGAUGGAGAGAUGCAUACACCUUAUGUAGCAGUUCUAUCAAUAUCACUAAUGUGUGUUUUUGACAACCUUUUCCAAUGCCUUCUUCACAAAACCACAGUUUUGACAGUAUAGAUAAUGAUCAGAGUACUGUAUUUUCAUUACAAACAUUGAUAUGGGCACACCAGUAACACUGUGAUUGUGGACUGUUAGUGUUCCAUCAUGUAUGUGGUCAUCUGAACACUGUAUGCUUGUAAACUCCUGGCCCAUAUCCACAAAGCGUCUCCGAGUAAUAGUGCUGAUCUAGGUUCUGGCCAUAUAAUAUGAUCAAUUAUGAACUAAAAGACAACUGAUCCUAUAUCGGCACUCUUACACUAAGACGCUUUGUGGAUAACGAACCCUGGUAUUUGGUACAGUUGAUACUGUUAACGUUCUCGCUGCUUCUGAAAUGGCACCCUAUGCCCUACAAUAUAUAGUGCAAUAGUUUUGAUCAGUAGUAGUGCACUAUGGAAUAGGGUGCCUUUUCAGAGGCGCUAUGUGUAGAUAUGGUUAAUCGCAUCGCUUACUAGUAAACGUAAUCUGACCAAACCUCAAGAUAUGACUUUUCAGCACAACAAAAGACCUAGUCCAUGUGGCCAGUCUUCUAAAACUAUGAGAACACCUAGUCCAUGUGGCCAGUCUUCUAGAACUAUGAGAAAUGUGAUUAUUGUUUAACAAUGUUGAUUGAGAUGCAUUUGUGAAGUCAAUGUCUAAAAUAGGAUUUGUUUUGCAUACAGUACAAUAAGUCACAAUUAUGUUUUGUAAGGCAUGGAUUAAUCAUCACGGUUUGAAUUAUUGGUCAUGUUUUAUUUGUAUGUAAAAGGUUUUUAAGGAUGAUAUUUGUUUAAGAUACAGGUUAAGACUCCACCUUCAGUAGAAUUGUAGAGGCAGAUACUAACUUUAUUUGAAUGAGGGGUAAAAUUAUACACAAAUAAUAUUUUCCAGAACACUAUAUAUGGCCCAACCAAAUAAUGUGACUAUCCGAAUGGAGUUAGAGUUUACUAAACCUAAGCGUUAUCAUGGAAAACAAACGUAGCAUGUAAGGAACGUUUAAAGAGGGGAACAGCGUAUCAAAAUCAGACGUUUUUCUUUAUGGAGUUCUCCUUAAAAUAUAUCAACAGCACCGGCUACUCUCGAGUCACCGGCUAAGAUCAGAGAAAACCACACACAGAAACUGAAUAUAUAUGCAAAGUAUAUUUAGCGAGCUGGUUCUUGCUGUCUCUACAUAGCAUCCAGUGAGUUUUUUUUCUUCUUCUUCUUGGAGCUUGUCAUUAUGAUUUUUGUUUGUAUGUCUGUCAAAAGCAGAGUUUAGUUUGAUUUCUCAUAAAAUGUAAAUUUUUACAAAUAUCUCUGCCACUUUUUUUUUUCCUGUUCACUUUAUGAUCGAUCUCAAUGUGCCUGUAUUAAAUGUAUAAUAUAUGAUUAUAUACCUAUAUAUAAAAAUGACUACUUAAAA
Messenger RNA from Salvelinus namaycush (lake trout), 5879 nucleotides. Its product is annotated as F-BAR domain only protein 2-like. The transcript has 26 exons. Bases 107 to 2653 code for a protein of 848 amino acids. The record is from RefSeq and is a predicted model, not a curated record. Gene Ontology annotation, cellular component: plasma membrane; clathrin-coated pit; cytoplasm. NCBI's taxonomy places the organism in Eukaryota, Metazoa, Chordata, Actinopteri, Salmoniformes, Salmonidae. Gene Ontology annotation, biological process: synaptic vesicle endocytosis; clathrin coat assembly; clathrin-dependent endocytosis.